AUGAGUUGCUCUGUUUAUCUGGGUUGUUGUUGGGUACACACAUCUUCGACCUUCUUCACCAGAUCCAGAUCCAAAUCCCUGACUCCUCCGUCCUUCAAAACCCUCUCUUUCCCCAUCGAUUACUCGAUUCCGCCGCGACGGCGGCGGCGCAUCUCCUCCACCGCGUCCGCCGUUCUCACCAGGGAAGACAAGGAAAAACCGUCGUCCCUCCAUCACGAGGAAUCCGAUCCGAAACCCACCUUCGAUUUCAAGGCCUACAUGGUGCAGAAGGCGAAUUCGGUGAACCAGGCGCUCGACGCCUCCGUCCCGCUGAAAGAGCCGGCGAAAAUCCACGACUCGAUGCGGUACUCCCUCCUCGCCGGCGGGAAGCGGGUGCGGCCGAUGCUCUGCCUCGCCGCCUGCGAUUUGGUCGGGGGAAACGAAUCCAUGGCCAUGCCCGCCGCCUGCGCCGUGGAGAUGAUCCACACCAUGUCCCUAAUCCACGACGAUCUCCCCUGUAUGGACAACGACGACCUCCGCAGAGGGAAAACCACCAACCACAUCGUCUACGGUGAGAGCGUCGCCGUCCUCGCUGGGGACGCCCUCCUCGCCUUCGCAUUCGAGCACAUCGCCGUCGCCACGCCGGCGGACGUCCACCCGUCACGAAUCGUGAGGGCGAUUGGGGAAUUGGCGAAUGUGAUUGGCGGGGAAGGUCUGGUUGCAGGCCAGGUGCUCGACAUAAGUUCCGAGAGAAAUUCCGAGGUGGGUCUGAAAGAGCUGGAGUUCAUCCACGUCCACAAGACGGCCAAGCUGCUCGAGGGCUCGGUGGUUCUGGGCGCGAUCCUCGGCGGCGGGAGCGACGGCGAGGUGGAGAGGCUGCGGCGGUACGCCAGAGACAUCGGGCUGCUGUUUCAGGUGGUGGAUGACAUACUCGACGUGACGAAAUCGUCGCAGGAGUUGGGGAAGACGGCAGGGAAGGACCUGGUGGCGGAUAAGGUGACUUAUCCGAAGCUGAUGGGGGUCGAGAAAUCGAGGGAGUUCGCGGAGAAGCUGAUUGAGGAAGCUAAAGAGCAGCUGGUUGGGUUUGAUCCGGUAAAGGCUGCGCCUUUGAUUGCUCUGGCUAACUACAUUGCUUAUCGGCAGAAUUGA
This is a messenger RNA of Linum tenue, 1128 nucleotides long. The record is from the annotation of a GenBank genome assembly. Lineage: Eukaryota; Viridiplantae; Streptophyta; Magnoliopsida; Malpighiales; Linaceae.